Molecule: messenger RNA, 3900 nt
Organism: Oryctolagus cuniculus (rabbit)
Lineage: Eukaryota; Metazoa; Chordata; Mammalia; Lagomorpha; Leporidae
Source: RefSeq, a predicted model, not a curated record
CCCUCCCCCACCAGGGGAGUCUGGCUCCUAGUGAGUAUGUGGGGGCCAGGGGGCCCAGGUAGUCCUGGGACCCCAGGCCAUGGGUGAGCGAGCCCACCACGGAGCCCAGGUGUGUUCUGGCACCAACCCCAGAAAAUGCCAGGACUUAGGAGACUCAAUUCUUCUGAUUCUCGGCAGCUUCAUCUUGCUCAACGUGGGGAUCAAUGUGGUGACUCUGCUCUGGAAGCAUCUGAAGAACUCCUUGCGGAUUCUUUUCCAUCAUUUUUUUCCCAAAGACAAGCAACCCAGCGGGACCGGCAGCCACCCGGUGUGCAUGCGCUGCGCCACAGAUCCCAAGACCCUGUGCUCCAGAAUCUCCUCCCGCUUCCACGGGCGCACGAGCUUCCUGCUGGGGCACCACGAGCACCCUGACUCCUGGACGCCAGACACGAACGAGGAGAAGGUUCCCAGGCUCUGGAUGCCGCCUCCCUGUGCACAUGUUGGGGCUCCAGAGGUUCCAUGGGCACCGUGGAAGGAGGGGAUGGCGGGGGCUGGGGAGGCCCCCCAGGCCUCAGCCUUGAAGGCCCAAGCCGCCUCGCUCUCCAGGCCAGUGUCAUCGUCCCUGUUCCUGAAGAUGAGCAAAGUGGACAUGGUUCCGCUCCGCUUGCCUCAAGAGAGCAAGACAAAGGCCCAUGCGCCAACCCAGUCCCAUUCCCAUUUCACAACGAACACCCCCAGCCACACUCAGACUCACUCUCCAGCCCACAUCCCUGAGCAAACCCACUCCCAGACCCAGGGCCUUGAGCCCACUGCGGCCCCCACCCCUGCCGAAGCCCCACCCCCGCCCCCAACCCCUAACCCAGCAAAGGCCACAGCCCCUACCUCAGCCCAGGCCCCGGGCCACACCUCAGCCUCUACUCUGGUCCAGGACCCAGGCCACAACACUGCAGACCCUAUCCCAGCCCAGGCCCCAGCCUCGGACCAGAGUCCUAAGCGUAGCCACUCCCAGGCCCACAGCCCCGAGCACACCUCAGUCCAGUCCUCCUUCAGGGUCCCUGCGAAAGCCUUGGCUCACUCUCAGGGCCACGACCCAGCCCACACCUCAGCCCAGGCUUGGACUGACUCCCAGGCUCCUGGCCCUGAGCACACAUCAGCCCAGGCCCCAGAAGGCACCACAGCCCAUUCUCAACAAGUCCACACUUACAGCCACACCCCACUCGCUGCCCCAGCCUCGGCUUCAGCCCUUCCCCCAAAGCUUGCCCCAGCCACGAUGCCCGUCCUCACUCCUCCACAACCAGUCCCUGUCCCCGUCUGUGGCCCAGCCUCUGCUCCAUCACUGGUCAUGGCCCUGACUACCACUUCAGUGCCUUCUCCUAUCCCUGCCACCGCCCACACUCCUGUCCUAAGUCCUGUUCCCUCUGCCCUGCCUGCCUUCAACCACGGCCUCUCCACUGGCCACGUGGUCUACGAUGCCCGCAGAGUGAAGCAGAACAUCUUCCAUAUGUACACCCCCCAGAACUCUGGGUGUCCCAGAAAGGACUUGAGUGUCUUCUCCAGGUCCCAAGACGGGCAGGGCCUGGUGAGUCCGGGGGUAUCCGAGCAAACAUUAAAGCCACGCAGUGGGGAUUGUGCCAAGCCUCCUUCAGCACCUAUCCUGGGCUACCUGGAGUUGGGGAAUAUGGAAUGGAAGGUCUCCGACGAUGCCAAAGACAAGUUCUCCCAGCCCAAGAAAUUCUCUUACUGCAGCUUCCAACCUUGCAGUUCGGAGAGGAAGAGCUCCCAGGCUCCAGUCUACCCCAAGUUCCUGGUCUACUCUCAGGAUGCUGCAUCCUCUAAACCUUGCUUCCACUCUCCCACUGCUACACAGAACUCACUGUCUGCCCUUCCUCCGCCAUGCACGCUCUCCUUGCCGCUCGUUCCUCCCAGAACCUACGUGGUCGCAACCAACCAUCAGAAGCCCUCCACCUUAAUUCAAACCCACACCCUUUUCUCGGCCUCCAAGCUGCCUCAGUCUAUCCCACCUUGCCAAUUCCCCAUCCCUCCUCUGUUCUCCACCACUUCUCAACCUCUCGUCCAACCCCAACAACCUGAGCUUCAUGAGGGUCUCGGCCUCAUCCAAGACCCUGGCCACCAAUUGACCUCAAGCCCUUCCAAGGACUCCAGAGUUCCCAGGAAGCCAAGCCUUACCCAAAAUCCAGGCCUCCACAAGAGUCUGAGUCUUGCUCCAGAUCCAGGCCUCCCCAAGUUCCCAGGCCUUUCUCAAGACCCUUACCUCUGCAAUAAUCCAAGCCCUUCCCAAGACACGAGACUACAUAAGAAUCCAGGAACUGUCCAAUAUCCUGGCCCCCAGAACAACGUAGGUCCUACUCAAGAUGCCGGUGUCUUUAGGAACCCGUGUCUCACCCAACCCUCUGGCCUCCAUAAGAAUCAACCAUUUACCCAAACUUCUGACCUUCAGAGUGCAGGCUUUGUGCAAGACGCCGGCCUCUAUAGGAAUCAUGAACUAAACCGAGACGUGAUAGUCUGCAAAAGUCAAGAUCUCUCCCAAGCAACUGACCUCCAGAAGGUCCCAGACACUUCUCAAGUUUCUGGAGGUUAUCAGAAUACAGGCAACGUCCAAAAUCCAGAAGUCUACAGGAGCCUGGGCCUCACUCAAGAGUCUGGACCACAGAAGAGUCCAUAUCUUGCCCAAGACCCUGAAGUCAACAAAUCCUCGGGCCUUCCCCAGGAAUCUGGUCUCCUCAAGAGUCCAGGCCUUGUCCAAACCUCUGGCCUCCCAAAGGGCCCAGACUCGGGAGACUAUAAGAAUCCAGGUGUUACCCAAGAUCCUGGAGUCCGAAGGGACCCAGGCCUUUCGGAAGAUUCAGGACUCCGUCAGAAUCCGGGUCUUACACAAGUCACUGAAGUUGACAGAAGAUUUAACCUUGCCCAAGAUCCCGGAAUUUACAGGAGCCCAGAACACAGCCAAGACCCUAACCUCCACAAGUACCCAGGAAUUAAUCAAGAGCCUGGUCCCCAGAAGGCCCCAGCCCUUACCCAAGACCCUGUAAUCUCCCAGAUUCCAGACUUUACCCAGAAUUCUGGCCUCCACAAGGAUUUGAGCCUUAACCCAGAUCCUUGCCUCCACAAGAACCCAAGAGUUGCUCUAGGUGCUGAGUCUGUCCAAGUCUUGGAUGCACAUCUGACCCCAAAGCCAACACUCCCAACGAGGAAGUCAUGUAGACCCGAGAAGGUGCCCCAGGAGAAUGCAGAGCAACACAUAUCCUGGACGUCUGUUCCCAUCAACCAAACCCCUUGUCCUUCCAAAGCCCAGCUGGUCUCUACUGACAUGCAAACCUUCUCAGAAGUGCCCGUACUAAUUGAACUUCAGCCAUCCUCCCGGCGGGUAGGCAGCCAAGACUGGGUAUACCGCCCUGUGGACACAGUUCCUUCAGCCUGCCAGAACUACCGCCAGAUGUCUAUGCCUCCCAAAAUCAACUGGAAGUCCCACUGCCCUGGACCAGGUCCCCGGGCAGGACAUGUGGUCUUUGAUGCCCGCCAGAGACAGUUAGCAGUGGGCAGGGACAAGUGUGAAGCUCUGUCUCCCAGGCGCCUUCGCCAAGAGGCACCCAGCAACUCAGGGAGACCAUCAGGGAGUGGGGAUAUCAGAAUGUGAUGAGGACCUUGGACAAAGAGGGGUCCAAAGUGCAUCAGGAAUAAAGAUGCGAGAGAAGUGUUCUUUGUUUGGUUGAUGACACCUGCCCCAGCCCCAGCCGUCACACUGGCGACCCACAGUGCCUGAGGAGGGCGGUCCCUCCUCCAGGCUUCCUAGCUAAGCCCAUCAUCCUCAAGGUCCUAGAGCUGCACUGUCCAACUCAGUGACCACCAGCCAUAUGUGCUUAUUGAAAAAUAAAUUCAAAUAAAAUAACAUUUAAAACUCAA